This is a messenger RNA of Momordica charantia (bitter melon), 411 nucleotides long. The record is from RefSeq and is a predicted model, not a curated record. Lineage: Eukaryota; Viridiplantae; Streptophyta; Magnoliopsida; Cucurbitales; Cucurbitaceae.
AUGAAAGAGAGAAAUACAACAGACAGACAAUCAUACAUCAAAAGAAAACACGACAGACAUUGGAUAAUCCAACAUUACAAAGAGAAUUCAGACACACACUGUAACAAAACACAAAACAGAGCUGAGAAGAAACAGGCUCAAGGGGAAGAAGUUGCAGCUGGUGGAGGAGAGAGGAAGGGGAUUGAAGGAAAUGUUGUUGGAAUGGCAGGAAUUGUGGGCAGGUUUGGAAGUGAUGUUGCUGGAAGAGGAGGCAGCACUGCACCAUUGGGGAUGUUCAUGGAGGGGAAGCUAGGGAGUGGAGGGAGUGGAGGGAGUGUGGGCAGUGUGGGCAGGGGCAUGUUCGGCAGAGUCGGAAUCGGCGGCAAGGGUGGCAUUGGCACCGUGGGUACCGUCGGUGUUUGCAGAAGAUGA